AUGACGAAUGCUGAGGAUACAGAGGAUGAGGAUGAUAUUCACCUUAAUGUUGCGGAGGCCGGGCAUCAGAUGAUGUCGUCUUCACUGUUCUCGCCACGACAUCUGUCCUGGGUGAUCUUAGAGAAAUGCCUCCCUGCAGAAGCCUGUCGGGAUGCUUUUGAACGGAUGAGUAAAGCAACUGUUCAAAUGUGUCUUUCUACGACCGGAUUUGGCUCAGAUGCUGCUUUGCUUGGAGCAACUAGGCUGAGAGCUGCUGGAGAGCCUAUUUCACCCAAUAUUGCUAUUGAAACGUUCUCAUCCAUGUCCAUGAGAGCACAGCAGCAGGGAGAACAACAUCGUCAGCUACAACCUACCCAUUCCCGGUCACAAUACGACAUGAAACUUCAGGACUGUUUUCCUAAAGAAUUGAUGAAUGAAUAUUGCCACCAUCCAUCGUCUCAAUACGGCAGUGUCAGCAACCACUUACCACAGCACUCUAUAUUCACGAACCAUUACCAUUCCCUGAAAUUCCGAACCAGCAGCCCUAUUCAACCUCGAAAGUCAACUAUGACGAUGCAGAUUUUCGACAGAGCAACAUCACCCAUAACCGAUAGCAAUGCCGGGAGCAAGAAUAACAACAAUAACCUCGACGACACUACAUUGCUGGUAGUGGGUCAGACGGAAUGCGAAUGA
Histoplasma capsulatum G186AR is the source of this 672-nucleotide messenger RNA. RefSeq lists its product as uncharacterized. The coding region runs from base 1 to 672 and encodes 223 amino acids. Lineage: Eukaryota; Fungi; Ascomycota; Eurotiomycetes; Onygenales; Ajellomycetaceae. The transcript is spliced from 4 exons. The record is from RefSeq and is a predicted model, not a curated record.